This is a messenger RNA of Juglans regia (Persian walnut), 4298 nucleotides long. Its product is annotated as probable RNA-dependent RNA polymerase 1. NCBI's taxonomy places the organism in Eukaryota, Viridiplantae, Streptophyta, Magnoliopsida, Fagales, Juglandaceae. Gene Ontology annotation, biological process: siRNA processing. Gene Ontology annotation, molecular function: RNA-directed RNA polymerase activity. Bases 1071 to 4124 code for a protein of 1017 amino acids. Gene Ontology annotation, cellular component: nuclear RNA-directed RNA polymerase complex. The transcript has 6 exons. The record is from RefSeq and is a predicted model, not a curated record.
AUGUUUGAUUUAAAAAAAAAAAAUGCAUAUUGCUCUCGUAAACCUAUCGGGUGUGUAUUCCAAUGUUAUAUAUCCCGACAUCUUGACACCUCAUCAAAUUACAAGCGGCCCGUCGAGGGGUGCCACAUGAUCGGACCUGAGAAUCCUUCCCCGGCAUAAGCUUCAAGCUUGCUCGUAUUGAUCUCCCAUUUUUGAGACAUCUCUUGACGUCCCAAUCAUGUUUCCUGUCCUCUACCGAUCUCGAUGUCCCUUCCUUUAUGGCCUUCUUUAAUCGCUUCAUCCAGAGAGAGAUGAGAAAGGGCGAGAGACGGGAAUUAAAUGAGAAGAGCAAGAGACGAUAGAAAAGAAAGCGAAACGAAACAAAACAGAACAGAAGGACCCUCAGACAGACAGAUAGACAGACAUAAAUAGAAGUAGACGUGUUUUUCUCGUAUAUUCUAUGCAGUUCUUUGCUGCGCUUCACAUGGGUAAUGGCAACUGUCGUUUCAGACGAGAGGGCUACCGGAUUGGCCGAGAUUACUUGUUGUAACCCAAUUUUCCUUUUUUCCCUGACGCUGCUUACUCAAGUCAAUGAGGUCAUCUCAUCUCGAUCAGUUUCAUCAUAUACUUUUGAGCCAACACUUGCGCAGCAAGAAAGAAUUCCGCCCAGCUCCCCUCAGUGCCCAAGUUUUCACUUUUUCUCUGCUUAAUUUGGUCUAAAAAAUUCUUCUCUGUUUAAUUACUAUUCUUUUUGUUCCAAACCUUUGGCAGCAAGAAUGAAUUCCCCCAUCAUGGGAAACAGAAGCAACACUGUCAGUACCGAGAGAGAGAGAGAGAGAGAGAUUAUCAUCUCUAUAUGCCCCACCAACGCGUAAACUGCCAAAGCAAGGCUAGAAAGUCCGAGUGCCCAAUCGUGUUCCGAGACUUGGAACCCAAACAAAGAUAGAAAGAAGGGGGUGGAACAUGGCAUUAAACAACGUUUGUCAUUUGUGAAAUUACAGCAGUUGUAGUACUCUCCGUGCUUUCCUUUCAGUUGAAGCUUGGGACUUGACAUUGAUAUUGUACCAGAGCCAAGGAUCUUUCUAUAGAGCAUGGAUACUAAUAUAGUGCUGCGCUUUGGAAAUCUGGUUUCGAGGGAUAAUUUUUCUGUGCUCUGGAAACAGGCAAAUGUCUUUGCGAAAUUUGAUUUCAAGCUCAGAAGAUUGUAUUUCUUCUUUUCCCAUCUUUCCGUAGAGUACAAGAUUGAAAUCUCCUAUGAGAACAUUUGGAAGAUUGAGCUAUAUUGUCCACGUGAUCAAGCAACAAAGUUUCUUCUCAUUCAGCUACUCGGUUCUCCAAGGAUUUCUGAGAAAGCUGUAUCUGCUGGACAUCAUUAUGAGUGGGUUCGAGAAGUUGAUUUCACUCCAUUCUGUUGCAUUGGCCAAUCUUCUGCUCUAUGUUUGGAGCUUCCAAAUACACUCCGGCUUCCGAAAUUCCACCUUGAAUUUGUCCACUAUAAAGAAAAUGAAGAACGACUUGGAUUGAUGGAAGGGUCUCCUUUCUCUUGCAGUUCUGGUCUUGUGCCCAUUGUGAAUCCACCCAUAGGCUUUGACCUGCCAUAUAAAAUCUUGUUUAAGAUCAACUCCUUAAUUCAGCAUGGAUGUGUUCCUGGGCCAGCAAUUGAUGAUGAUUUUUAUCGGUUAGUCGAUCCUAAGAGUACCAAAAUUGAGUACAUAGAAAGUGCCCUAGACAAGCUGUUUCAUUUAGGAGACUGCUGCUAUGAACCUGUAAGAUUGCUCAAGGAGCAGUUUAAAGGAUAUGCCACAUCUACGCUACUUCCUAGAGCUCCUGCUAUUUCUUUAUGUGAUGGGCUGGUGUAUGUACACAGGGUUAAAGUUACUCCAUCUAAAGUAUACUUCUGUGGUCCAGAGGUGAAUCUGUCCAACAGAGUCUUGCGCAAUUAUCCUGAAGAUAUUGAUAAUUUCCUGCGUGUUUCUUUUGUCGAUGAGGACUUUGAUAAAGUGUACUCAAUAGCUUUAUCUCCACGUUCAUCAUCUGCAAAGGAGAAUAAGCGAACUAGAGUUUAUGAGAGAAUAAUAUCCACUUUAAGAAAUGGCAUAGUUAUUGGAGAUAGGAAAUUUGAGUUUCUUGCCUUUUCAUCCAGUCAGGUACGAGAAAAGUCUGUUUGGAUGUUUGCUUCAAGAGCAGGUCUGACUGCAGUAGAUAUCAGAGAGUGGAUGGGUGAUUUUCGAGAUAUAAGGAAUGUGGCAAAAUAUGGUGCCAGACUGGGUCUGUCUUUUGGCUCUUCUAGAGAAACUGCCAGCGUUGGUAUAGAUGAAAUUGAAGUUAUUCCCGAUGUAGAAGUUAAGAGGGGAGAAGCCACGUAUUGUUUCUCAGAUGGCAUAGGGAAGAUAUCUCAAGAGUUGGCUUGCAAAGUGGCAACAAAGUUAGGCUGCUGUUCUGUUCCAUCAGCGUUUCAGAUUCAAUAUGGUGGAUACACUGGUGUUGUGGCUGUUGAUCCGACAUUGUUUGCAAAGUUGUCAUUGAGAAAGAGCAUGUUCAGAUACAAAUCACUUGACACAAAACUCAAUGUUCUGGCAUGGAGUAAGUUUCAGCCUUGUUUUCUGAAUCGCCAGAUAAUCACUCUUUUGUCCAACCUUGGAGUGAAGGAUCAAGUUUUUCUAAAAAGGCAAAGGGAGGCUAUAGAUCAUCUGGAUGCCAUGUUAACAGAUCCGUCGAGAGCACAAGAGGCACUGGAGAUGAUGUUCUCAGAAGACAUCGCAAAAGUUUUGAAGGAAAUGCUUAUAUGUGACUACAAGCCAGAUGUAGAACCAUUUCUUUCAAUGAUGCUUCAAACAUUCCGUGCAUCCAAGUUGAUGGACAUAAGGUUUGGAACAAGGAUAUUUGUUCCAAAUGGAAGAGUUAUGAUGGGAUGCCUAGAUGAAACCAGGACAUUGGAAUACGGUCAAGUAUUUCUGCAAGUUUCUCGCUUUAGUAAAGAGCUCUGUAAACAGUCAUCUGUUAUGUUUAGUGUCAGCAGUUCAAACCCAAAUAACUUCCUUUUUGAAGGUGAGGUGAUUGUUGCUAGAAACCCAUGUCUACACCCAGGAGAUGUACGAGUACUAAAAGCUGUUAAUGUGCCUGCUCUACAUCACAUUGUGGAUUGUGUUGUUUUCCCACAAAAUGGAAAAAGACCUCAUCCAAAUGAAUGUUCGGGAAGCAGUUUGGAUGGAGAUAAGUACUUUGUCUGUUGGGACCAUGAUCUAAUUCCUCCUCUGCAAACUCAUCCAGCGGAAUAUAUUGCAGCACCAACUCUGCAACUGGAUCAUGAUGUUACGAUAGAGGAAUUAGAGGAGUGUUUCAUCAACAACACAGUCAAUGAAAAUUUAGGAGUCAUCCAAAAAGCCCACACUGUCUUUGCAGAUAGGGAGCCCCGUAGUGCAAUGAGCCAUAAAUGUUUGGAACUUGCUGAGCUAUACUCAAUUGCAGUUGACUUCCCGAAAACUGGUGUUGCAGCUAAAAUACCUCCUCAUCUACGUGUCCAUGAGUAUCCCGAUUUCAUGGAAAAGCCUGAAAAAUGGACCUACAGAUCAACAUCUGUUAUAGGAAAGCUUUUUCGCGAAGUGAAAUACAUUGCAUUGCGCAUAAGUCCUAUGAAGCCCUUCACUUUGGAAGCAGCAAAAAAGUAUUAUGACUCUGACAUGGAAGUAGACGGCUUUCAGGACUAUCUCAGUGAUGCUUUGAAAUACAAAAGUGACUAUGAUUACAAGUUGGGGAAUUUGAUGGACUAUUAUGGGAUCAAAACUGAAGCUCAAAUACUUAGUGGCAACAUUUUGAAAAUGCCAAAACAUCUUCAUAGGAAGGGAAUUAUAGAUGCAAUUAAAUAUGCUAUGUAUUCCUUAAGAAUGGAAGCCCGGACCUGGUUCGAUGAGGGAGAUGAUUCUUACACUUAUAAUGCAAAAGCAAAAGCAAAAGCAUCAGCAUGGUAUCAUGUCACAUAUCAUCAUACUUACUGGGGUCGUUACAAUGAGGGAAUGGAUAGGGCUCAUUUCCUUAGUUUUCCAUGGUGUGUCUAUGACAAGCUUCUGCAAAUCAAGAAGGAUAAAGGGAGCACAAACUCUUCACUUCUGUCAUCGCCAGACCAUCAACUCAGUCAACUUAUCUGAAUAUGAAAGCAGUGUGAUAUUACUACUAUUUUACCUUUGAUUAGUACUGUUACUGGUAUUUGCUUGUAAAUGCUCCAGGUAGAUUUUUGGGGCUGGAAAUAUGUUGUAAUUCCUAUCUUACUUAAACAGAUCUCCGGGUAUGUAUUUUGACAUUAAUUCUGCAAAACAAGCUUC